Diachasma alloeum is the source of this 1002-nucleotide messenger RNA. RefSeq lists its product as uncharacterized. Bases 1 to 1002 code for a protein of 333 amino acids. The transcript is spliced from 2 exons. Gene Ontology annotation, molecular function: nucleic acid binding; zinc ion binding. Lineage: Eukaryota; Metazoa; Arthropoda; Insecta; Hymenoptera; Braconidae. The record is from RefSeq and is a predicted model, not a curated record.
AUGAAGCACAGGCACAACUCAGGAGGCCAGAGACUGCUGAAGUCGACGAAUCUGCACCGAACGAUAGCAGAUUCGGAAGUAGGAGACUUGGGGAAUGCCUCACAGUUCACGCGAGACAUUCGAAAUGUUCGCAAAGCGUUACACAGGAAGCGCCCAAAGACUUCACCUGAGACGAAAGACAAAACGGUGAAGAAGAUGAAGCGCAGGGAGAUGACUGACAAAGCAGCUUCAUCUACGAAGCCGCCUGCCGGACCGCUGGACUGGCAAGAAGUGAAGGGCAGGAAAGGGAAAGAUAAGGCGAAUUAUGCGGAGAUCCUCAGUCGGGUUAAGAAGGAUGGCAACUGCAAUCAGUCCAGAGAAAACGUCGAAAGGAUCCGACGUACAGAGACUGGAGACAUGCUGAUCACUCUGAGCAAGGAAGCAACUGAUGGAGCCCCCCAGCUGAGAUCAGCCAUCCCCGGUCUCCUCAAAGAGGAGGCUGUGGUGCUCAGCAAGGAGCCGCUCGAAAAUCUUGAGAUUAAAGAUUUGGACGAAGAUACAUCGAAGGAGGACGUCCUCGAAGCCCUACAAAAAGUAGACGGUGAGGAGAAUGCCAUAGCUCUUGAGGCCGUCAAGUCUUUGCGUAUUGCAUAUGGAGGAACACGGACUGCCUCAGUGACACUCACAGCAUCUGCUGCGAAGAAGAUCCUGGGAGAGCACGGUAAGAUCAAGAUCGGAUGGGUCAAUUGCCGUAUCAGAAGAGUGGAGAGACCGAUGAAGUGUUUUAAGUGCUGGCACUAUGGACAUCUCGCCACGAAAUGCACGAGUGCAGUCGACCGGUCCAGAGUCUGCGUUAAAUGCGCAGAGGAUGGUCACAAAGCGAAGGAGUGCACGAAGAAGGAACUACGGUGUGCCCUGUGCACUGAGAAUGGCAACUUGCAGAACUAUGCCCACGUUGCUGGCAGCACCAGGUGCCCAGCAUACAAGGAUGCACUCCAGAAGCUUGCUAAUAAAAGGCGAUAA